AUGGACCGAUCGCUCCUGGUAGCAGCCAUAUCAGGUGAUGAGGUAUCAAUGAAGAACAUGGCUUCGGAGAAUCCAAGCUUGCUCCUUGGAACAACUCCUCAGGGGAACACCUGCCUCCACAUCUCCUCCAUCCAUGGCCACAUGCGGUUCUGCAAGGAAAUCUUGGCGUUGAAGCUGGACCAGAACUCUCUCCUCGCCACCGUCAACGCGGACGGCGAGACGCCACUGCUCACCGCCGUGACGAGCGAGCAUCCCUCCCUGGCUUCGCUUUUCCUUAGAUGCUGCCACGAGCUGAAGCUGAGUGAGGCCAUCUUGAAGCGAGAUAAGAACGGGUGCAACGCGCUGCACCAUGCAAUUCGCAGCGGCCAUAGGGAGCUCGCGCUGGAGCUGAUAGCAGCAGAGCCUGCCCUGUCACGCGCCGUGAACCAGUACAACGAGUCACCCAUGUUCAUCGCCGUGAUGAGAGGCCUUACGGAUGUCUUCGAGAAGCUGCUGAAGACCCCUGGUUCUGCUGAUGCAGGAGCCUGUGGCUACAAUGCUCUGCAUGCUGCAGUUAAAAAUGGCAAUUCAGCUAUAGCUAAAAUGAUUAUUGAGAAACGUCCCUGGUUGGCCAGAGAAGAAACCAAUAGUAAGAAUACUCCGAUGAAGCUGGCAGUCAUCUGGGACAAGAUUGAUGUACUACGAGUAUUGUUAGAACAUGACUGGUCUCUAGGGCAUGUCGUCUCCACGGAUGGCAGUACUCUGCUUCACUCUGCCGCGUUACGUGGCCAUGUUGGUGUUGCUAGGGAGCUUGUUAGGCAUUGUCCAGAUACUCCAUAUUCCAAUGCAAAUGGUUGGACAUGUCUUCACGAAGCAGUAUGCCAAGGUCGGGUGGAGUUUGUAGAAUUCAUCCUGGAAUCACAAGAGCUUCGCAAACUCAUUAACAUGCGAGAUAAAAGUGGGAAAACAGCUCUGCAUUACGCGGUCCACAAGUGCAAUCCGAAGAUCGUUGCCGCUUUACUCUUCCACAAAGAGGCAGACUUCACCAUGCUUGCCAACAAUAAUAGGGCAGCAACCUGGGAAUUAUAUGAAAUCAUCGAUCACGCCAAGACUUUAAACUGGAACGAAGUAUCCAUGCUUAUGUUGAAAGCUGAUCCUCAAGACGCAACAAAUAUUUAUAAUGUCUGGAGGGAAGCCCACCAUGAAGUGACAGAAUCAUCUAGGGAGGAUAUCAAGUCACUGACUCAAACAUAUACAGGCAACACUUCCCUGGUGGCGAUUCUCAUUGCCACCAUUACCUUUGCUGCUGCUUUCACUUUGCCCGGAGGAUAUAGCACUGAUGCUGGAACCGAGGGGCUUCCCAUCAUGGCAAGGAAGUUUGCGUUUAAGGCAUUCCUGAUCUCCGACACCUUGGCUAUGUGCUCCUCACUUGCUGUUGCCUUUGUAUGCAUCAUAGCCAGGUGGGAGGAUCUUGAGUUCCUGCUUCACUACAGGUCUUUUACAAAGAAGCUUAUGUGGUUUGCAUACAUGGCAACCACCACAGCAUUCGCAACUGGUUUAUACACUGUUCUGGCUCCUCGUCUCCUAUGGUUGGCCGUUGCGGUAUGCACUCUGACGUCUUUACUGCCCAUUCUCACUAAGAUUCUUGGUGAAUGGCCCAUCUUGAAGCUUAGAUUUCGGUUGGGUCAGAAUUUCAAUUCAGAGCUCCUCGAUAUGGUCUAG
This is a messenger RNA of Miscanthus lutarioriparius, 1701 nucleotides long. The record is from the annotation of a GenBank genome assembly. Lineage: Eukaryota; Viridiplantae; Streptophyta; Magnoliopsida; Poales; Poaceae.